Messenger RNA from Solenopsis invicta (red fire ant), 2346 nucleotides. RefSeq names its product protein ST7 homolog. The record is from RefSeq and is a predicted model, not a curated record. The coding region runs from base 305 to 1855 and encodes 516 amino acids. Lineage: Eukaryota; Metazoa; Arthropoda; Insecta; Hymenoptera; Formicidae. The transcript has 2 exons. Gene Ontology annotation, molecular function: protein binding.
AAAUAUUUACUACGCGCCGGGAGGGACGGGAGAUGCGUGGCGAUGCACGCGUGCUAAGUCGGAUAGUCGAAUUGUUCAGCACUUGUCAUUUGGGUACAUGAGAUUAGUUCGCAGAUGAGAUCAGAUACAUAACGACACGAUAGAAAGAUUUACGUAGUGUCUUGGCGUUAGCCAUCGUAAUCCGAAUGUGAAUAAACAUCGGUGAACACUGGUGCUUCACGACGACGGUGACGACAAGAAUAGCGACGACUUGUCGCCAGACCGUAACAAGCAGAGUGGAGUAGUUUCUUUCGAGUGAGCAUAAAUGGCACUGCUAUUCACCAGCAUGUGGGACUCGACAUUGCUCCUGAAUACCCUAACCCCAAAGUUCUACGUCGCCCUCACCGGUACUUCGUCUCUCAUCUCUGGUCUAAUCCUCAUCUUCGAGUGGUGGUACUUUAGGAAGUAUGGCACCUCGUUUAUCGAACAAGUAUCACUGAACCACAUCUCGCCCUGGAUCGGCGGCGGUGACAGCAAUAAUGAUGGCAAUGGUACGAGCCUCAGUGGCUCUGGAGGCUCUUCGAGUCAUCAGAACGUGCCCGAAUGUAAAGUCUGGCGCAAUCCAAUUAAUCUUUUCAGAGGCGCAGAGUAUCAGAGGUUUUACUGGGCUACCAACAAAGAGCCUCUCACAUACUACGACAUGAAUUUAUCUGCACAGGAUCAUCAGACUUUCUUUACCUGUGAAGGAGACACUGGUAAAGCAGAGUAUGAGAUCAUGCAAACAGCUUGGAGAGAGCGCAAUCCAGUAGUGAGAAUACAAGCUGCGCAUAGCGCUCUUGAUCGUAAUCCUGAUUGUGCACCAGCUUAUAUUCUUCUUGCUGAGGAAGAAGCCACUACUAUCGUUGAGGCAGAGAAGAUUCUGAAACAAGCUCUGAAAGUGGCUGAGAACAAUUACAGAAAGUCACAGAAUACCCAACACCAGGGCUCGAUAGCCGAGGCAAUACACAGAAGAGAUACAAAUGUAUUAAUAUAUAUUAAAAGAAGACUAGCGAUGUGUGCGAGGAAAUUAGGGAAGCUUAAAGAGGCGGUGAAGAUGUUUCGCGAUCUCACAAAGGAGGUACCCCCGAUCAUGAAUGUAUUGAAUAUUCACGAGAACUUGAUCGAGACUUUAUUGGAGAUGCAAGCAUACGCGGACGUACAGGCCGUACUGGCAAAGUACGACGACAUCAGCCUGCCGAAAUCAGCGACCAUCUGCUACACGGCGGCGCUGCUAAAAGCACGGCUGGUAGCGGACAAGUUCUCGCCUGACAUUGCUAGCAAACGCGGUCUAACCACCGCCGAGAUGUCGGCGGUGGAAGCGAUCCAUCGAGCGGUAGAAUUUAAUCCCCAUGUACCCAAGUAUCUCUUGGAAAUGAAACCGCUCAUCCUUCCUCCCGAACACGUGCUGAAACGUGGCGACUCUGAGGCGAUUGCCUACGCGUUCUUCCAUCUGGCACACUGGAAACAGAUAGAGGGUGCCCUGAAUUUACUCCACUGUACGUGGGAGGGCACGUUCAGGAUGUUGCCCUAUCCACUCGAGCGUGGGCAUCUGUUCUACCCAUAUCCGACGUGUACCGAAUGCGCCGAUCGGGAACUUCUGCCAUCGUUCCACGACGUCAGUGUCUAUCCGAAGAAGGAAUUGCCCUUCUUCAUCCUCUUCACCGCCGGUCUAUGCUCAUUCACCGCACUGUUGGCUUUAUUGACUCAUCAGUAUCCAGACACCAUGGGCGUAGUUGCCCGUUCGAUGCUCGCCUGGUUCUCCCAUCCAUUUUACUAUCUUCUUGACAAGCUAGCUAUUUUGCCCUCUAACUUAUUGCAACAGCUCUCUAGAAUAUAAGGCUGUAUUUCCAUGAUCUCCAUUAACUUAAGACUUAUUGUGAUACUUAUAAUAUACUUAUUGCUUUAUUUUUACUGUCUUUGUAGGCGUAUAUCAGGUAUGUAUGUAAAUGUGUAAAAAUUUUAAUUUACAAUUUUAUUGUGACUGAUACCAUAAUGAUAUCUUGUAGCAACAAUUGUAUUUAUGUAUCGUUAGGUUUGAACUUACGGAACAAUGGUAAAUUAAUACCAAACAUUUUAGGCAAUAACGUUUUUGUUACAUUAUAUGUAUAACAUAUAAUUUUAAUGUAUUGUAUAAUAUAUAUUAUAAAUAUAUUAUACAAUAUAUAUAUUAUAUAUAAUAUAUAUACAUAAUAUAUGUACAUGUAUUAUAUAUUAUAUAAUUUGAUGAAUCAUUAAACAAUCGCUACAUCAUAAUUAUUGAUAUGCGAUUACACAAAUUUAUGCAAAAUGACAGUUGGGUGCUAAAUAAAUUCUCUUUGUUUUAUCGCA